Messenger RNA from Strigops habroptila (Kakapo), 2099 nucleotides. RefSeq names its product transmembrane protein 161A (gene TMEM161A). The transcript has 12 exons. Lineage: Eukaryota; Metazoa; Chordata; Aves; Psittaciformes; Psittacidae. Bases 61 to 1491 code for a protein of 476 amino acids. The record is from RefSeq and is a predicted model, not a curated record.
CCGGCGGGGGGCGGUGGCGGCGGGCAGGCUUCCUGCGGCCGCCUUUGCACUGACCCCAGCAUGGCGGUGAUGGGGGUGCAGGUGGUGGUGACCCUGCUGGCCGCCAGCCUCAUGCAGAAGAUGGCCCCGCACUGGUCCUUCGCUCGCUGGCUGCUCUGCAACGGCAGCCUGCACCGGUACAAGCACCCCUCGGAUGAGGAGCUCUGCGCUCUGGCAGGGAAGCAGCGCCCCAAGGCCAAGCGGGACAGGAGGAUGAACGGCGUGAUGGAUGACAAGCCCCUCUCUGUGCCCCGGGACAUCGACCUCCGCCUGGACGCCAGCCCCAUCACUGCCGUGGAUGCUCUUGUGCUGCGUUAUUUCCUGGACUACCAGUGGUUUGUGGACUUUGCUCUCUACUCCACUGCCGUGUAUGUCUUCACUGAGGGCUACUACUGCCUGGUGGACCCCCAGAAGGAGAUGAACAUCGGGGUGCUCUGGUGCCUGCUGACAGUUGUCUUCUCCGUCAAGGUCUUCUUCAUGGUGAUGCGCCAUUACUUCCGCUCAGAGGAGGGGGGCGAGCGCUCUGUCUGCCUCACCUUCGCCUUCUUCUUCCUCCUCCUCGCCAUGGUGGCCCUGGUCAUCCGUGAGGACUACCUGGAGUUCGGCCUGGAGCCCGCGCUGGCUGGAGUCAGCACCAACCUGGAGAGCAUCCUGAAGCAGCGGGGCUGGGAGUGGACGCUGCCCGUCGCCAAGCUGGCCUUCAAGCUGGGGCUGGUGGCCCUGUGCUCCUUCCUGGGCGCCUGCCUGACCUUCCCGGGGCUGCGCCUGGCCCAGACACACCUCGAUGCUCUCCGGAUGGCGGCUGACAAGCCCCUGACCCAGGUCCUGCUCCACGGGAGUUUCCUGGCGCCCGUCCUCGUGGUGGUGAUGUGGAUCAAGCCCAUCUCACGGGACUUCCUGCUCCACGCGCCCAUGGGCAAGCAGACAGUGCAGAUCAUGUCAGACUCUGCCUACAACACCGUGCGCCUCUGGACCGUCGUUGGCCUCUGCCUGCUGCGCUUGGCCGUCACCCGGCAUCACCUCCAGGCGUACCUGGGCCUGGCCGAGCGCUGGGUGGAGCAGAUGAGGAAGGAAGCCGGGCGCAUCCCUGUCCUGGAGAUCCAGCGCAAGAUCACAAGGAUUUACUGCUAUGUCUCCGUGGUCAGCCUGCAGUACCUGGGACCCAUCAUCCUCACCCUCCACUGCACGCUGCUCCUCAAGACACUGGGGCACCACUCGUGGGGGCUGUACCCGGAGCCCCCUCCCGUGCCCCCGGCAGUGGUGGCCCCGCGGCGCCCCGGUGGUGAGGACGUGCGCGCCGCGGUGGAGCAGGUCUCGGCUGUCAUGGGCAGCAUCUUCACCCCCCUCUUCUUCCGCGGGCUCUUCGCCUUCCUCACGUGGUGGGUGGCCGCCUGCCAGGUUGUCACCAGCCUCUUCGGCCUCUACUUCCACCAGUACCUGGCAGCCUCCUGACUGGGGGAGCCUGGGCAGCACCGGCGGUGCCCGGCUGCUGGUCCCUUUGCUCCUGCCUUGGCUGGUUUCCCUUGGCACACGUGGACUCACAUGUUGGGGAUGUUUCUGCUGCCAGCUCUUGGUGUGACGGGUUUUAAGCCUUGGGGCCAGCAUGAACAUCGCCUGCUCCUGCUGCCGAUCACCACCGUGCCUGCUCUCACCCUGCUGCUGCUCCGGGCCAUGUCCCUCCAGCCCUUCUCCCCCAUUCCUGGCCCCGGGUGGUGAUGGAGGAGCCGAGCCCUGGUGCUGGGUUUGCUGCUGCCUGCUCUGACCCGACGUGGGGACAAUUCUGCUGCUGUGUUCUCCUUGACGCAGCGGUUCCUGCCAGCCCUGGGCGUUACGUGUUGGGCAGAGGGCUCCAUGGGCAUUGCCUGUGCCUGGUGGGGCAGCAGCUUGUUUUGCCAGGAUGGACUUUGGGGUUUGCUCUGCCACCCGUCUGCCUCCAUCGGCUGUGGGUGAGUGCGUUUUUAGGGUCGCUGCUCUGGCCAGCAGGGUUGGAGCUCCUUGGGUCAUCCUUCUGCUUCGUGUGAAAGCCUCAGGCUGGUUUAGAAAUAAAGAAGUAACCCAGA